Molecule: messenger RNA, 1719 nt
Organism: Mercurialis annua (annual mercury)
Lineage: Eukaryota; Viridiplantae; Streptophyta; Magnoliopsida; Malpighiales; Euphorbiaceae
Product: pantothenate kinase 1
Exons: 10
Coding region: 360-1475 (371 amino acids)
Biological process (GO): coenzyme A biosynthetic process
Cellular component (GO): cytosol; nucleus
Molecular function (GO): pantothenate kinase activity; ATP binding
Source: RefSeq, a predicted model, not a curated record
ACAAUUAUUACGGUAAAAAAGUUGCACAAAUAACUAAAGUCAAAGAACAAAACAAAUGAGCGAAAAAACUAAAAGAGUUGGCAUAUACUUUGACUUGUGCUUCAACAUUGAAUUCAUGCAAUUGGAAUCAAUUCUCUUAUGUUAGUGGGUAAAGUAAUGGGUUAGGUGCGAGGUGGAGAAGAAGAGGGUAUCACUUUGUGGGUAUAUUAAAUAUCAGUUCUUUCUAUCAGAAUUGUAAACAAAAAUGGCCGAUUCCAAUUCGGAGUCUCCGCAAUCUAUUGGUCAAAUAUCUCAUUUGGCUCUUGAUAUUGGAGGCUCUUUGAUCAAGCUUGUUUAUUUCUCGAGAAAUAGUAGUAAUCAUGAUGGGGAGAGCUCAAACUCUUCACAUGGUGAUGGUAAUGAUACUCUACCUGUUUCCAACGUUAAUGGGAAACUUCCCAUUCUUGAUGGAAGGCUUCAUUUUGCAAAGUUUGAGACAACCAAAAUUAAUGAUUGCUUGGAGUUCAUUACUUCCAACAAACUUCACCUUGGUGAUGAACUCAGGUUUUCAGCAUCAUGAAAAUCCCACCAAGGACGAGAAGUUCAUUAAGGCCACAGGUGGCGGGGCAUACAAGUUUACCGAUCUUUUUAAAGAAAAACUCGGGUUUAGCCUUGACAAGGAAGAUGAAAUGGAUUGUCUUGUGGCAGGAGCAAAUUUUUUGCUUAAGGCAGUUCAUCGUGAAGCUUAUACAUACAUGGAUGGUCAGAAGGAAUUUGUGCAGAUUGAUAAUGAUCUCUACCCCUAUCUGCUUGUGAAUAUAGGAUCUGGUGUUAGCAUGAUCAAGGUAGAGGGAGAUGACAAAUUUGAACGAGUUAGUGGAACAAGUGUAGGAGGUGGUACUUUUUGGGGUUUGGGACAAUUAUUAACAAAAUGCAAGAGUUUUGACGAAUUGCUGGAGUUAAGUCACCGUGGAAAUAAUAGAAUGAUAGACAUGCUUGUAGGGGACAUCUAUGGCGGAACAGAUUAUUCAAAGUUUGGUCUUUCAUCGACAACUAUAGCUUCUAGCUUUGGGAAGGUUAUUUCUGGCAAUAAAGAGCUUGAAGAUUAUAAACCCGAAGAUGUUGCCAGGUCUCUUCUCAGAAUGAUUUCCAAUAACAUUGGGCAGAUAUCUUAUUUGAAUGCACUUCGAUUUGGGCUCAAGCGGAUAUUUUUUGGAGGAUUCUUCAUACGUGGUCAUUCUUAUACCAUGGACACAAUUUCAGUUGCAGUUCAUUUCUGGUCUAAAGGCGAGGCAAAAGCUAUGUUCUUGCGGCAUGAAGGGUUUCUUGGAGCUCUAGGUGCAUUCAGGAGCUACCGUAAACACAGUAUUGAAGAUUCAGCAGCUGAUAAAUCCAUGAAGGUCAAUGCUUUUUACGCUGCAGAUACAAAUUCAAACCCGCUAAAUGGGGAUUUGAACGAGAAUGGAAGCGUACAGUGCAGAAUAUAUGCAUCUUAGAAUUAGAAUGAAAUAUAUCAGAAAUUACUGGUCAGAUAUAUUUGUAGAAUGUGUAACAUAGUUAAAAUCAAGUGCUUAGUCAAGGUUAAGCACCAUGUCGAAUAACUUGUAGCUGAAGGAUCAUAGCAUGGGAGUAUCCGUGAAGCACAAUAGAGAAGACAGCUGCUCAUAGUUUGUUUACAUUCAUAUCUAAUAAAUACUGGAACUUUAAUAGUCUAAUAAAAUUGGCAUCUCAUCUUGUUAA